Sporothrix schenckii 1099-18 is the source of this 1218-nucleotide messenger RNA. RefSeq lists its product as uncharacterized. The transcript has a single exon. The record is from RefSeq and is a predicted model, not a curated record. Lineage: Eukaryota; Fungi; Ascomycota; Sordariomycetes; Ophiostomatales; Ophiostomataceae. The coding region runs from base 1 to 1218 and encodes 405 amino acids.
AUGCAUGACACACAAUAUCAAGAGCCGGCGGCGGCGGACCGGCCACAACGGCGUGUCGCGCCGGACGCCCCGUACAAGCGCUGUCGCAGCCACGACCCGAUUUCGCCGACAUGUGGCCCGCCGAUCCCCGACCACAUGCUGUCGCACGCAAACAAAGUGGCGGCGAACAUGCGCGCCGGCCGUUUUGUGCGCCAGCCGACCUUUGUCCUCGGCCUGCGGGCGGUCGAUGCCACCACCCAGGCGCUCGCCGCACGCAUCCUCCGGGGGCCCCUCGCGGCCUUGUGCGACGACACGGCCGCCCUGCUGGCCGCCCCGGGGCCGACCGGCCCGGCCACGGCGACGGCGACGGCGCGCCACGGUACGAGCAUCUUGGAGCUCGCGCACGACGCGUACGCGCUGGAACCCGGCCGGCCGUGGACGCUCUGGGCGUUCCGGGACAUGUGGGACCGGUGUCCCGUGGCGCUGAAAAGCGCAGAGGAUGCCUUUGUGUUUCUCCAGGCGCGGCUGGCCACACUUCAACGGCAGGAGGAGGACCCGACCGCGCUGCAGCUGCUUGUGCACUUUGUCGUCGAGGCGAGUCCGACGUGGCCGAAGCUGUUUGCGGUGACGUAUGUGAGCGACGGUGACGACGACGAUGAUGAAGAGGAGGAUGACAACGGAGAAGAGGAGGAUGGCCAGAAGGCAGAGAUGCGAGACAUGGAGGACUUCAAGCUAGACGAGGAGACAAAGGCCACACAAAAGAGAAUGGAGAGACAAGGUAAGACGGCAGGGAGGAAAAACGUGGCAGAGAAACAAGAGUGGAAGAAAGAGGGGGACACACGAGAUCUGGCAGCCAAAGGGAGACAGAAACCGGCAAACCGGGACACGAAGACUGUCGACAAGAGAUAUCAAGAAAGACAAAAUCGAGAACGACAAGAUCGAGAACGGCACGAGAGGGAGAAGAAUCGCGAACAAGAGAAGAGAGAAGUGGAACAAAGAGAGAGAGACAGGCGAGAGAGAGACAGAAAAGAACAAAGGGAACGAAUGGAGAGGGAGAGGGAGCGAGACAAAAUGGCGCCACGAGAAGAACGCCACAGAAGAGACGAAGUGGAGAGACGGCACCAGGAGCGGCAGAUGCAGCGAGAGCGCGAACAGAGAGAUGCACGUCUGCGGUGGCUUCAGCAUGAGCGUGAGAAAGAGACCAUGGACAGGCUGCGGGGGGGUUUCAGAAGGCUUUGA